Doryrhamphus excisus (bluestripe pipefish) is the source of this 2669-nucleotide messenger RNA. RefSeq lists its product as uncharacterized. Gene Ontology annotation, molecular function: DNA binding. NCBI's taxonomy places the organism in Eukaryota, Metazoa, Chordata, Actinopteri, Syngnathiformes, Syngnathidae. The record is from RefSeq and is a predicted model, not a curated record.
GGCACUUCCAACUGACGGACUACCGGAAACGAUAGCAAAUAUAUUACCGCCGUCACAGCCAUAAUAAUUGGCGCUUUUUUGAGGUUUCCCAGUCGACAUCUUUUAUUCACUGUUUUGUCCUGAAUCAAAUCAACGGCAUCUUGGGGCUAUCCAAACGAUGCCCAUCUAAUUGCAGUCCGAGCGGACAGCGGAAUGGAAGAAGCAUUGACAGUGAUUGAGGAACAAGGAGACAUUCUAAACAAAGAAGAGUCCGGCGAAGAAAAUUCCGAUAACGGUUUUGUGAAAAGAGGCAGGGGAAGACCCAAAGGUUCUAAGAAGCUGCAGGUCAGCAUUCCAGAUUUAAACCUCAUGGAGCUCGUGUCUGGCAUUUCCAACAGUGGACCCGCACUGGGAUUCAAGACUUUGGACAGCGGGGAAGAGUACACUCCCAAAAAGAGAGGCAGGCCAAAGGGGUCCAUGAGCAAACGCUCUGCCGAAAAGGCUCCAAACAACAGCGGCUCCGAGGAACCGAAAAGGGGACGGGGUCGCCCCAAGGGAUCUGGUAAGCGCAAAGCGGAAAACAUCUCCAGUGAUGAUGAAAGUUACGAAUGGGCACCGAAGAAGAGAGGCCGACCGAAAGGUUCUGGCAAAAAGACACCUCAGAGCAAGGAGGUGGAGUUGGAUGACAACGGAGUCCCAAAGACUCCAAGGGGCAGAGGAAGACCAAGGAAGAGUAGCUCGGAGCGGAAGCAAAUGCCAGCAGAUGACCCUCUGCGCCCUAAGAGAGGGCGAGGACGUCCAAAAGGUUCCAUGAACAAGAACCCCUUUCUUGAGGUCCACUUUCAAGCAGGACGCCCACGCAGAAAGCAUAUCCCUCCUUCCAGGUUGGAGAUACGCCUUCCCCGAAAGACGGGGAAGCGUGGGCGACCCAGAAAGGAGAUGUCCCGCAGGGGCCGUCCGAGGAAGUACCCCUUGCCAUCAUCCACCGAGGAGUCCAAAAAGCCACGUGUGUGGAAACCUCUGGGCAGGCCAAGGAAGCAUCCCCUGUCUGCUAGCCCGGGGCCAGCCGGAGGAGGUCCGAAGCGGGGGCGAGGUCCGAACCGGGGCCGAGGUCGCCCGCGCAAGUUGGAAGCUAAAAAAGGUGCCCACUUACGCAAGUAUGAUGGCCCCCCACGAAAAAGAGGCCGUCCAAGAAAGUAUCCCGCAACGGGGGAGUCCCCUAAGCCAAAAGUAUGGAAGCCCCUCGGGAGGCCCCGGAAGUAUCCUCUUGUGGAGCCUCCAGAAGGAGCCCCAGAAGCCCCGCGCCGCACCCCGGGUCGACCUCGCAAGUCAGAAUCCAAGAGAGGCGCCCACUUGCGCAACCCCAACCCCACGCCGCGCCCCCCCAAGCCCACAUUAGGUGCAGACGGCACGCCGCGGAAAAGGGGCCGCCCCAAGGGAUCGGUCAACAAGAGCAAAGUCCAGAAGGAGGGCCACCACGACAGCGAGCCCUGGAACCAUUCCGACACCGACGCCGCCACCGCAGACGCCGAGGAGGAACAAGUGGCAGACCUGCCCGCUGACGACGGGGAAGACGAGGGGCGCCUAGAGAUGGAGGACGGGGAUGCUCAGGAGUGACACCCCCCCCCCCCCCCUUCGACGCUGCGCUGACCAGGCUUGAUGAACAAUCCACAAGCUGGGGUCUUGGAGGACUUGAAACAAGUCAAGGUGUACACUUGUAGUUGUGAUCCAUAUGAAAAAACAAAACAUUUUAGUCUGGUAACUUAGCUAUUCUUCUACCGACUAACCUUUUAUUUCUUUGACAUUAAGUCUUACUAGAACUUUUUGGGAUUCUUUUAGAUUUUAGUUGUCUUAGCUAGAUGUAGUCCACUAAGAUAGUGUGCCAGGCCAUUUGUAGUCCAAAUAAACCCUAGAGAAUCUUUGCUUUUGCUUUUGCUUUUUAACACCCAGAAGCGUCCUCAAGACGCUGAGAAAAACGACAAAAAAAAUAACUUGGUAAGAUGAUUUCCACCAGCACAUUUCCUAGUUUAGCUCAGCUGAAGACUAAAAGCUUCAGUGUGGCGCCAUGUUUAGUCCAAAUCUUUUGUGUGCUUUUCUUUCCUUCCGACUUAGUCUGGCUGGUAGCAGGACGGAACGGUUAUUGACACCUUUCAUUGAUAGCCAAAGCUUUGAAUGUACCUCGGCUUUUUUUUUCUUUUUUUUUACUUCUGGCUUUUAGUCACAUGUAUUAUUGCUUGACAAAAAAACACAAACGUGUGCUCUGUUUAAACGCCUUCCUGCCAUGAAGAUUUCUCCCUCUAUUUGGACUUUUCAUUUGUAAAUGUUUUUCACAUUAGUGUGUGUGUGUCUCUCACCCCCUCCCUCUACCCCCCCCCCCUUCCCUCCCUCCCCACGUAGCUGUUGGAUAUUUUUCAUACUAUCAGGAGAUUCAAGUCUUUGUUUUUGGCUUUUUUACCUUGGAAUUAUUUGUGUCUUCAGCUUCAUUUAAUGCUCGGGUCACUGAAAGACGUUUAACGGCCAACUUGUCAAUCACAUCAUGUCAAUGAUUGUUUUCAUGAAAAGAGAAAAAAAUACAAAUCCAUUCAAAUUCAAACCUUGGGGAAAAAUGAAAGGAUUUUUGUGUUUUCAACAAGAAGCCAAUAAUUUGUAAAAUAUGUUCUUGAAAUAAAACGUUGACCUUGUUGUUUUAA